CCUUAUCAUUCUCCCUCUCUACUUCUUUGCACACGUAUGUGCAUUGACCAUAGAACACUAAAUGCGGUGUUGCCUACCUUUCCAUUUUUGAUCUCAUUUUACCAAUUUACAUUUUUUGUUACAUUUUAAACCUUCUUUGUGCUUUCAAUUUUUUCUUCCGAUUUUUAUCACAAUUUAAAUAGUAAUUUUACUUUAACUGUAAUGACAAACUAAUCUAUGACCAUAAACAUAGAUUAGGUUAAUGUGAAUCUAUGCCCUAGAUAAGACAGUGCGGACAGCGGACAUAUCCUAAUUUGAAAUUACAUUUCUUUGUUAAUUUGAUUGAUCAGUCACUUUCUGAUUUUGUAAAUUAAAAUAUAUGUUUAAGUUGUUAUUCCAGUCAUGCAUUUUUGUAUAAUUCAGUUUUAUAUUUAAGGUUCAAGCUUCGUUACUAAGUGAAGUGGAUAAUAAACAAUAAAAGAAGUAAAGUGGGAUCAGAAAUCCAUAUUUUGAUACAGAAUAAUUAUUGUUUCUUCUCAAAAAAGAACGUGUUAACUAAUUUUAAAUUUGAAUUCUGGUGCCAAAAAUAUAGGAAUUCUAGUUUUAUGUGUUUGACGUUUAAGUUCCUAGGAUGUAAGCACAUGCGCGAUAACCUACAAUUUUGCUGCAGCCAUUUAUGUUGUUCGCAUUUUACCAAGUGUAAUACACAUAUAUUCAGGAUGACUGACUCAAUGAACUUUGGUCCAGAUUGGAUUCGUAAUUUAUCCUCUGAAGGUACAACUGGAGGAGGUGGUGGUGGAGGAACAAGAUAUCAGCUUGCUGAUUAUCGGUAUGGCCGAGAGGAGAUGUUGGCCUUAUUCGAUAAAAAUACAAAACCUCCUGUCUCUAUAACAAACUUUAAAUGUCUCUACUCUGAAACUUGUCUUCAACCUCUAGCCUUACUACCUGUAUCUGAUGAAGAACAAAGAGGAGGAGGAGGAGGAUGGCAGGGAAGGCCAAAUACAUUGCUGUCUGGCCCACCACGAGGAAGAGGGGGCUCACUAGAAAGAGGAGGUCGUAUAAGUAGAGGGAGGGGCUAUCAAUAUACCAGGCCACCGGGUGCUUAUGAAGGAGGUUGGGGGAAUGGAGAACAACCAGAUUGGAGCCCUAGAAAGGAGUAUCAAAGAAUGUCCUCAGAUAAUUGGAGAAGGGCCAGAAAUAAUGAAGAAGAUGAGUGGAGAAGUGGCACAGGACCGGGAAGAACUGGUGGACAUGAGAAAUGGGGAAGGUCAACAAGUUGGAGAGGUGAAGGGGAUUCAGAAGAAAGAACAGGUCCACCAGAAAGAGGUGGCCGUACUAGUUGGAAUGACAAUCGGGCGGGCUUAAUGUCACGAAAGUCCUGGGAAAGUGAAGAUCAUCUACCAGAAUGGGCUACAGAAAAUCCAACAGAAGGGGGAGGUACAUUUGAUGAAAAAGGGGCGUUUCAUGGAUCAGAUGAUGAACAGCCUGAAGGUAAACCACCCAACAAACGAGAUACAGUUCUUCAAAAAUCAACUUCUCAACAGCAUAUAUCAUCAAGAAGUCAACCUCCACCAAUGUCAUCAUCUAAAUCAACUCUAUCACUUGUUAAACAUGAAGAUACUUCACAUAAGAACGAAAUUAUACAUGAAAACCUAUCUAGACAAAAAGAAGAAGACAUAGUGCAGAGUAUAAAGCAAAAUGAUCUUCUAGAAGAAAGGAAAAAGUCAGUUCCCAAUAUUUCAGAAAAAAUUGAUAAAGACUUAGUCCAUCAAGAAAGAGCAAAGUCAGAAGGGCCACCAAAACUCACUAAACUUUACGAAAAACCUUUGAUGAUGUCCAACGGACCCGUUGAUAUUCCAAGACCUGAUAAUUCCGAAUUUGAAAAGUUACAAGAAGAUUUUGUUCUUAAAUUGGUAGUGGAUGAAGAUAUACCUAAACAAGUCCCCAAUAAUUAUGAUGUUGGAAGUAUACAACCUCCUCCAAAUUUGGUAGCAGCAUCUCCAAUAAUGGAUAAAUGGUAUUAUCAGGAUCCACAAGGUCAGAUGCAAGGUCCGUUUUCGAAUGCAGAAAUGGCGGAAUGGUAUAAAGCCGGUUAUUUUAGUAAUCAGUUAAAAGUUAGAAGACAGCUUGAUGAGAGAUUUUUUUUAUUAGGUGAAUUAAUAACACUUUGCGCUGGCGCUAAUCCUUUCCAAUCGGGAAUACGUUUUCCAUUACUAAAAAACGAACCUAAAAUGCCGUCAGAACCUGACAUUUUACAGCUCCAGUACCUGUCACAGAUGGCUGCAUAUAAACAAGCCCAGGCUAGAAUUCUCAGUGAACCUUGGAAUGCAAUUACAUUACAACAGCAAGAAAUGGCUGCCCAAAGACUGAUUAUGCAACAACAGCAGCAGCAACAACAGCAACAGGUUUCACAAGAUCUCCAAUAUUUGCAACAAUCACAAGCGGCCAAUCCUUUAAUGCACAUGAUUAAUCAAAUGCAACAAGCAAAUAAACUUCCAGGACAAGGAUUGGUCGAGAAACAACCUCAAAAUCUACCUGGCAAUUUAGAUCCUCAUUUACAAUUACACAUGAGUAACCUGCUCUCUAUGCAGAACCGUCUACCCACAACGGGUCUGCCAAACAAUAUACCUGCAGGUCUGGGAAAUGCCUUACCUGGAAAUUUACCACAACCUGAGGGACUAUCAACCAGUUUGCCCAGUUUGCAGACAUCUCAACUGAAUGCAGGCAAUAUGCCCAUAGGGGGUAUUCAAAGCAAUAUACCAGUCAGUAUUGGUGGGAGUAUUAAUGUACCUAGGCCGACUUCUAGGGGUUCGGAACAAAUUCCAUCUAGCCAAAGUGAUCCAAUCUCUAGUCUACUUAAGCAAUUACAGCAACAGAAACAAUCAACACCACAGGUGGAUAAUCUUUGGCAACAAAACUCUUUUCCUCCUCCAACUAAUAAUGGUACAUCACAGUGGCAGCAGUCUCAAAACGAAGUCCCAAUAUCAAUGUGGGACAUUCAAAAUACCACUCCACAAACUGUCCCUUCGCCUCCUUUAACACAGUCUGAAAAACUCCAGCAAGCAUUGCAACCGAAACCUACAAAGGUCGAUAAAGAUAAAGAACAGCAAAAAUUAAAGGAAGAAUCCCUCGCUAAAGAAUUGAAAAAGAAGAAAGAACUGGAAGAGAAACAAGCAAAAAAAGAUGCUGAAGAAAAGAGGAAGCAUGACCAAAGGAAACAAGAAGCUGAGAAGAAAUCCCUUGAGGAAAAGAGAAGAAAGGAAGAGGAAAGAGUCAAACGGGAAUUGGAAAAAGCUAAGAAGGAAGCUGAAGAAAAGAGACUUAGAGAAUUAGAAGAGAAAAGAAGACUCAAAGAACAGAGAAAACAGGAAGAAGAAGCUAAGAAAAGAACAGAGGAGCAGAAGAAAUUAGAUGAAGAUAAAAUAAGACAAGAAAUGAAGGAAAAAGAAGCAAGAAGGCUAGAAGAAGAAAAGAGAUUGCAACAAGAACAACAAAGAUUAGCAGCUAAAGUUGCACCUUGGUCUCAGUCGAAUUCUAACAUGGGUCUAAGUCUUACAGAAAUUCAGAAAGCCGAGAAGGAAAAGAGAGCAUUGGAUGCUGCUUUGCAAAUUCAGAGGUUACAGGAAAAAGAGCAUCAACAGCAGUUACAACAAGAAAAAGCACCCAUUCCUCAAUUUAAUUGGGCGAAAAAACCAGUUGAGCCUAGAAAAGUCAAAUCGUUGGCUGAAAUCCAGGCUGAAGAGCAGGAGAAACUGUUGAAGAUAUUUCAGCAAGCGGCUGAGACUAGGCUACAGAAAGAAAAGGAACCUACACCAGCGACUAAUAAUACCGGUACAGGCAUUUGGAGUAGCCAGAAUUUAACAUGGGCCUCUUCUUCGGCAAAUUGGUCAAGUUCAGGUGGUUUUUGGGAUGAUUCUUCCAUUAAACAAGGAGCAACUAAACCGUCCACUGUAACCAAAAGUAAUUCUGCAAAUAAUUUUACUACAUCUUCGAAACUUCAAACGCAAAAACCCGUCAAAAUCGCUAAACCGAUAAAGAAAGAGGAAACGAAUAAAUCGAAUCAUAAUAACAAUAAUAAUAAUGGACCGUCUACAGACGAAUUUAUGAAUUGGUGCUACAAUACCUUAUCAAAUAUAUCAACUAACGUAGAUAUUCCAACUUUUGUAACUUUUCUGCGGGAUAUCGAAUCCGCGUUCGACGUUAAAGAAUAUUGUAAGGAAUAUUUAGGCGACAGCAAUGCGACGCACCAAUUCGCACUAAAUUUUUUGGAAAAACGUCGGUCUUUUAAACCGAGAAAUAAUGCUCACAAAGACGAUAUGUGUUCCCCAGCUCCAGCUAUUACCCCAUCCUUGCAACAUAGUACUGAAUUCCAAGAGGUCAAGGGCAAAAACAAGAAAAACAAAAAAUCAAAAAUGUUGAAGGUGGAUUCCCGAAUAUUAGGCUUUAAUGUGACAUCUGCCCCUGACCGAAUCAACGUGGGUGAUAGAGAUUACGGUGAUAAUUCUUAAAAGAAAAUAGUUAUAUGUAAAAAACAGAUUGUUAUUAAUUGUACCUAAUUAUAUUAUACAUAUAUAAUUUUUAAGACAAUUUUUUUAGUUUAUUUCGCUUAUUUAUGUGUAAUACAUUUUUUUUUUGUUUUACUGAUUUUACUGUUUAAAUAUUAGUUUUACAUAAAAGUUUAUUAAUAUGAGUUUUUUUGGUCCCACUAGCGAACAAAAUAUGCCUAUUUUAUUCAGGUUAUUGUUUUCAACCUGCUCCUACUCAUAGGAUAUUAUCAGGUAUUUUAACAUGGUUUUCCUACCAAGGUUUUCUCAUGUUUUGGGAUAUUUUCCCAAUUAUGGUUUCUAAAAAACUUCCUACUGUGCUGUUUGG
This is a messenger RNA of Psylliodes chrysocephalus, 4851 nucleotides long. Lineage: Eukaryota; Metazoa; Arthropoda; Insecta; Coleoptera; Chrysomelidae. The record is from the annotation of a GenBank genome assembly.